CGGGAAAGCCGCCCCCAGCCAGCGGCUGUGGGCUGCUGAGGUCAGAGACGGACGCUGUCGGACCAGUUUGGAAAGCAGCAGCAGCAGCAGCAACCUGGGUUUGCCCUUUCAAAAGUGCGUGCCAGCAUCCGCCAGAGUUUUACUCUGCUCACCACAAUUUUUGAUCCUUCGUCGCCCAGGCGUCCCCAGGGUGUUUGCUCUAGCAGGGACCAGAGUUCCAAGGAUAUGAAUGAGAUGUCUUUCUGGACUGUUUCAAGUGGGGAAGAUGUCCCCGAUCUCUGACCAAGUGGUGUCGAAAGCCUCUGCUUAAAACGUAUCCAGGACCAAAACCCCCCAACCAGAAUACUUGGGCAUUGGUGCCAUGGCUGUGAACGUGGAAGAUGAUGACGUCCCCCUUAUUCUCACCUUGGAUGAAAGCAGAGGCCAAGUCUCUGCACCGGAGGAGUUCCCCAGUGAAAAUGGCGGCAGCUAUGACUUGAUCAAUGAUGUCCCCAGUCCAGCUGCUGGGGACUGCUACCCUCAACGAAGGUGCAUGAGGCACAACUGGGAAAUGAACUACCAAGAGGCAGCCAUCUACCUCCAGGAAGGAGAAAACAAUGACAAAUUCUUCACACACCCCAAGGAUGCCCAAGCUCUGGCAGCCUACCUCUUUGUCCACAAUCAUCUCUUCUAUCUAAUGGAGCUGUCUACGGCACUGCUGCUCCUGCUGCUGUCCCUCUGCGAGGCGCCCGCGGUGCCCAUGCUUCGCCUCGGCAUCUAUAUCCACGCAACCCUGGAGCUGCUCGCCUUGGCAAUAGUAGUGUUUGAACUGUCCAUGAAAAUGAGAUGGUUGGGCUUCCACACCUAUAUUCGACACAAAAGGACCAUGGUCAAGACCUGUGUGCUAUUGCUGCAGUUUAUUGAGGCGAUAGUGGUGUUGGUGCGCCAGACUUCACAUGUCCGGAUCACGAGAGCCUUGCGUUGUAUCUUCCUGGUGGACUGUCGUUACUGCGGAGGUGUCAGAAGAAACCUACGACAGAUCUUUCAGUCUCUUCCUCCAUUCAUUGACAUUCUUCUUCUCUUACUUUUCUUCAUGGUCAUCUUUGCAAUCCUUGGUUUUUAUUUGUUCUCUCCUAACAAAUCGGACCCUUACUUCAACACCCUGGAGAACAGCCUUGUGAAUCUCUUUGUUCUUCUGACUACUGCAAAUUUCCCUGAUGUGAUGAUGCCAUCGUACUCCCGAAAUCCUUGGUCCUGUGUCUUCUUUAUUGUGUACCUUUCCAUUGAACUGUACUUCAUUAUGAAUUUGCUACUUGCUGUGGUGUUUGAUACCUUCAACGAUAUUGAAAAGAUGAAGUUCAGGUCGCUGCUGCUUCACAAGCGCACAGCCAUACAGCAUGCCUAUCGACUACUUGUCAGCAAACAGAGACCUUCUGGAAUCUCCUUUAAGCAGUUUGAUGGGCUGAUGCAAUUUUAUAAACCUCGGAUGAGCUCCAGAGAUCGUUACCUUACUUUCAAAGCACUGAAUCAAAGCAAUACCCCUUUAGUCAGUCUAAAGGAUAUGUAUAAUUUCUAUGAAGUUGUUGGCUUAAAAUGGAAGGCAAAAAGGAACCGUGAACACUGGUUUGAUGACCUUCCACGAACAGCAUUCUUCAUUUUUAAAGGCAUUAACAUACUGGUGAAUUCCCGAACCUUCCAGUAUACCAUGUAUACUCUGGUGGCAGUGAACGGCCUUUGGAUCUUAGUGGAGACCUUCAUGCUGCGAGAUGGAAUCUUUUCUCGAGAUGUCCCAUGGAGUUACAUUGUCUUCCUUACAAUCUAUGGGGUAGAGGUGCUGCUGAAGAUCACUGGAUUGGGGCCUAUAGAGUACCUGUCCUCGGGCUGGAAUUUCUUUGAUUUUUCAGUCACCCUCUUUGCCUUCUUGGGUCUCCUGGCACUGGCAUUUGACAUGAAACCCUUCUACUUCAUUGUAGUUCUGCGGCCAUUGCAGUUGCUGCGGCUGUUCAAACUGAAGAAACGCUACAGGAAUGUUUUGGAUACCAUGUUUGAGCUCCUUCCAAGGAUGGCCAGCCUAGGCUUAACCUUGCUUAUCUUCUAUUAUUGUUUUGCCAUCAUUGGCAUGGAAUUCUUCUCAGGAAAACUUUACCCAAAUUGUUGCAACAGCAGCACAGUGGCAGAUGCAUAUCGCUGGGUGAACCGCACCGUUGGGAACAGGACAGUGGUGGAAGAAGGCUACUAUUAUCUCAACAACUUUGACAACGUUUUGAACAGUUUUGUUACGCUGUUCGAGCUGACAGUCGUCAAUGACUGGUACAUCAUCAUGGAAGGGGUGACAUCAGAGACCUCUCAUUGGAGCCGCCUCUAUUUCAUGAUUUUCUACAUCGUGACCAUGGUGGUGAUGACCAUAAUUGUAGCCUUUAUAUUGGAUGCCUUUGUGUUUCGCAUGAACUAUACCCGGAAGAACCGUGAUUCAGAAGAAGACAGUGGUAUUGUAUUCGAGAGGGAGGUCUCCAAGGAAGAAAUUAUUGCAGUUGCAGAGCUGUAUGGGAGGAAUUCUGCUGCCUCAGCUGCCAGCCAGCUGCUGAAGGUCAUUUCCCAGAUGGACAGGCACCGACAAACAUCCAUGUUGUUCCUGGGACGGAGAUCAAGGACUAAAAGCGACUUGAGUAUGAGAAUGUACGAGGAAGAGAUACAGGAAUGGUAUGAAGAGCAUGCCCGGAAAGAAGAAAGCCAGCUUCUAUGGCCAGAAGAUGAGCAGCUGCUCAACCAGCCCUUGCAGCCCCCUGGCCUCCGGCAGCGUGCUCAAACUGUUAUCUAGGCCAGGCUAGCCCCAGCUGCUUCGACCUACGCAUUAGCCAUUUCAUGUUCCUUACCUUCCAAUGUAUGUACUGAAUUAAUGCAUAGCGUAGAGUGGAAGCAAGACUUCUUCUGGGGUUCUUUUGGUUAAGGGGGACCAGGAGCAAAAAGCCCACGGACGGGCUAGAGACUGUCAGGCAUUUUGGACCAGAGUGGGGGGCUCCAAGGUACAUCCUGAAACCUGUUUAGCAGACUGGCUCAAACACGAGGGUGGCGUGGUACUACUUAACCCGUUAUGAGGAGGGGUAUUGAUCAUGUAUACUUGUGGGAUUUGUAUCAUGCAAGCAAGGAGCUUCAUUUUGCUAAUUCCCCAUAGGCAGUCCACUGUGUGUGGAUGGCUAAAGUACCUAAAUGAGGUUGCCUUCCUAGGAGUGGCUGGCUGCCAUCAGUAUUCUGGAAAGACCACUAGCAUUGACAGUUCCUGAAUUUAUUCGCAUUGACAUAAAUGGAGCAAGGCUGUUUGGUUUGUAAUAGGACUACUUCUGUCCUUUAACUGCUCCCAUAGAUGAAUUGAGCUCCUGGCUUCAAUAAGCUGUGGAGCACUUGGUCUCCUAACAAGGUUUGUUUCCUGAUAGGCAUAAACCACUUGCUUUUCAACUUUACCCCAGUUUGGAAAUUGAUAUGCCAGGAUUCUCCUCUAAGGGGAAAUUUUCUCAUCCCUUGUGGUAUCGAUGGUAUACAAAAAUCCAUCACCUUGCUAUUACAACCCCAGAGAUAAAUGUAUAAUGUUGCUGAAGCUGCCUUGGCCAUGGCAGGUUUUAAAGCAAUAAAAGGAGAAAUGGCCAGACUUGGAGUCAUUGCACAGGGCCCUUUGGUUGGGUGUGAUAACUUGUAUUUUGCGGAAAAAUCUCAAGCCUUUUGUUAGUCUCAGGUGCUCUCAUAAUAAGGGGAAAGUAACAAGCGAGCCAUCUUGACUGUGUGUGUUUGCAUGCCAUAUCCCUUAUUAGUCUCUGAAAAUACUGGAAAGUUGCCUUCUGAUCAAUAUUGCUGGCAGAAUAGAGUAGCACCUGUCUUCAGGCCAUCACUGAAGCCCCAAACAGCUACCUGUUUAUGGAGGACAUUCCUUCCUACUUUGUGAUUCCCUUCCAUUUGCAUUUUGCUGUUUUGAGUAUCCCUUCCAAUAUGUAAGAGAAAGGAAUUCAUGAAUUUGCUUAGCUGGACAAGCAGGGUCUUGAGAUCAGGGAGACACAAAGGUGUCUCCCUGAUCUCAUUAGGGCAUGGGCAUAACCCCGUAAAAAACAUCAAUUUUCAAGGGACCACACCUCACCUUUUCUUCUGCAUUUUUAUUUGCUAAUGGAAAAUUUGUUCUGACCUUACUGUGGUGAAAGUGAAGUUUCUCCUUCUUGACUUAAAACAAAAAGCCCUAAAAUGUCUUUUAUGAAGACCAAUCACAACAUAGUGUGUGGGCUUUUGAGUAGUGGAGAAUUAAUAAUCUGCUUGGAUUUUUUAAAAGUCUAGACGGAUAUAGAGUUUUUGAGUACUCAAACGUGUGCACAUUGGUUGUGUGUUGUUUUGGUUGGUCCUUAAUAGAAGGUAUCAUAGGGUUUUUGUUCUUGGGUCUUGCUUUGGGCCCACGUGGCUACCCUGUAACCUUUACUUAUCUAAACCACUAACCAAAGGAGCAAACAUAGAGAGAGCAUCUCUCAAGUGAGUCGUGUUUAUCCAACUGUUCAUGGACUUCCCUGCUUCUCCCUCUUGCUGCCCUUGAAAUUCAUUCCUGAGGGUCAGUGGAUUCUCAAGAACCCCCCAAGGGGGCAAAAUGGAGGUCUGUACUGGAAGAUGGAAUGUUGGCAGAAGGCACUGCUCCCUCUUCUGUAAAUAGAAAUGCCUUUUGGACAGAGGAACUUCAGGGUUGGAUUUGUGCCAGUGAUUCACUGGGCUGAGUUCAGUUCUUAAAAGUGUAUUCCCUAACAGCUGAGUGCAAUUUCAGAGUUUGUUCUACAAAGCAGAAGUACAACUGGAAACUUAAUGUGCAGAAAGCAGUCAAGUGGCUUUUAAAAACACCCAACACUGUAACAGGAUUUGGCUGUAUGCAGGGGUGGACUGGACUGGCCAUUUAAUUUUUAGGGAAAUUUCCUAGUGGCCCACUGGGGUCCAGGAGCAAGCAGACUCAGGCGCUAGCAACACGGCUUGGAUCCUUCAUUGGCAACAUUGAUCAAUGUCAUCUCACAAGUUACUUUCUCCUGCAUUGCCAUCAGGUUGUGGGAGGAAUCAAUGGGAGACUCAGUGCCCGUCGUUGGCACCACUAGCUUGUAGCACCUCAACUUACUGCAGAGCUGCUUCCACUUUGCAGUCCACCCCAGAUGUAUGCUUUGGAGUAGAUGCAAUUGUUGGGAUGGACUGCUGAUAAGGCAGUCUGUCCUUCAAUUAGUACUGUAACUUUUUGAAGGGAAUUUGGUUUUAAUAAGCUAAUGAUAAGGCCAGAAGCUACUUUCUUCCAAACUUCUUAUAGGGUGGAAGGAAAAUAAUUUUUGGAGUAUGGGGCAUCCCCUUCUAACUAUCCUCUCUUUGGUAUUCUGUUGACACACUUGACUUCAGAGACAAUCAUUACAAGGGAGGAGGCACAUGCAGGGUUUCUUAUAGUGGCAGUUUGUAUGGAGAUUGUAACGAUAAUGUCUGACACAGUAUUAUAUUUCCAGACACACUGAAAUAAACCUUUUUAAAACAUGAA
Molecule: messenger RNA, 5506 nt
Organism: Eublepharis macularius
Lineage: Eukaryota; Metazoa; Chordata; Lepidosauria; Squamata; Eublepharidae
Gene: TPCN1
Product: two pore segment channel 1
Exons: 28
Coding region: 362-2797 (811 amino acids)
Biological process (GO): transmembrane transport; monoatomic ion transport
Cellular component (GO): endosome membrane; lysosomal membrane
Molecular function (GO): monoatomic ion channel activity; voltage-gated channel activity
Source: RefSeq, a predicted model, not a curated record